GAGCUACCUUUGUCUCGGAAGUUCAAAGAGAUUAUCCUUGACCUGCAAAUUAACCGUUAAGGCUCACAUUUGCAUUCAUAAAUAGAAUGGGAGAUACCGAACCUGCUGUUUCUCAAACAUCAACUGUCACUGAGUACCCUUCCAUGGACUAUGCUCCCAAUGACCACUGUGUGGUCGAUUCAACUUCUAUUCCUCAUGGCGGUGCUCAUGCUAUUACUGGUGAUUCAACUUUGUCAGUUAUGCUGCCGGGUGUAGAUAGUGCCUUGCCAGAUGGUUCUAGGUUAGGUGAUGCGAAUGCGGACAAUAUGGAUCCGAAUCUAGCGACAAAAGAAGCUCCCUCUGGCUUGACAAUGGAUGAUGUUAAUCCGUCUGUUGGAGCAGCUGAUGCCAGCAAGAAUGGCAAUGAUAUUAAUGAUGCCAGUCAGGGAAGUGCAGUAGUGGACUCAACUCAAGUCAUUGGUUAUGAUUCUACAAAUGGCAAUGGUGUCAGUGAAGUAAAGAAUUUCACACCGGCAGGAAAUGCAGAGAAUGGAAGCGUUUCAAAUGAGGUUGGGGGAGCAGUUGUCGUUGUCGAGCAACAGUUUGCAGAGGGUCCUGCAAUCUCUACCGAAGAAGAUCGGUUGUGGAGUAUUGUGAGGGUUAAUAGUUUGGACUUCAAUGCUUGGACUGCGCUCAUUCAAGAGACAGAGAAGGUGGCAGAGGACAACAUAUUAAAAAUCCGGAAAGUAUACGAUGCAUUUUUAGUAGAGUUCCCCCUGUGUUAUGGGUAUUGGAAGAAGUAUGCGGAUAAUGAGGCACGUUUGGGUGCUGUUGACAAAGUUGUGGAGGUGUACGAGCGAGCAGUUCAAUCUGUGACCUAUUCUGUGGACAUUUGGUUGCACUAUUGCAUGUUUGCUAUUUUAACAUAUGGAGAUCCAGAUACUGUUCGGAGGCUGUUUGAACGAGGAUUGGCAUAUGUUGGAACUGAUUACUUAUCCUAUCCUCUCUGGGAUAAAUAUAUUGAAUAUGAAUAUUCACAGCAAGAGUGGAGUCACUUGGCCAUGAUCUACACAAGGAUAUUGGAGAAUCCUAUUCAACAACUUGAUCGCUAUUUUAACAGCUUCAAGGAGUUGGCUGGAAGUCGGCCUUUAUCAGAAAUUCGGACUGCUGAGGAAGCUGCCGUGGUAGCUGCAAGCCUAGAGACUGUUGGUGAAGGAGAUCAAGGCGAGGUUCAGCCUGAUGGUGUGGAACAAUCUCCCAAACCUGUAAGUGCAGGCUUAACAGAAGCAGAGGAGUUGGAGAAGUAUGUCGCCAUUAGGGAAGAGAUGUAUAAGACAGCUAAAGAGUUCGAUUCUAAGAUCAUUGAUUUUGAAACAGCUAUUAGGAGGCCUUACUUCCAUGUAAGGCCCCUCGAUGAUGCACAGCUCAACAAUUGGCACAGCUAUCUGGAUUUCAUUGAAGGAGGAGAUGACUUUAACAAGGUUGUCAAGUUAUAUGAAAGAUGUCUAAUCGCUUGCGCCAAUUAUCCUGAAUACUGGAUCCGAUAUGUAUUAUGCAUGGAAGCCAGUGGAAGCAUGGAGCUUGCGAAUAAUGCUCUUGCUCGUGCUACCCAAGUCUUUGUUAAGAGACAACCAGAGAUUCACCUUUUUGCUGCUAGAUUCAAAGAGCAAAAUGGGGAUAUUCCAGGAACUCGUGCCGAGUAUCAGCUGGUUUCUUCUGAACUUGCACCUGGUUUGCUAGAAGCCAUAAUCAAGCAUGCAAAUCUGGAACAUCGACUGGGGAACACAGAAGCCGCAUUUUCUGUAUAUGAAGAGGCCAUUGCUGUGGAAAGAGGAAAAGAGCAGUCUCUGGUAUUACCAACACUCUUGAUCCAGUACUCCCGAUUUCUGUAUUUGGUUGCUGGCAAUGCAGAAAAAGCGAGGGAGAUUCUAGCUGGUGCAUUUGAGCAUGUGCAACUUUCAAAGCUGCUUUUAGAGGCUAUUAUACAUCUAGAGUCAAUUCAGUCAUUUCCAAAGCGUGUCGAUUACUUGGAUUCACUGGUGGAUAAAUUCGUAACACCAAACCUUGAUAAUGCUUCUAUGACCAGUGUCACUGAGAGGGAAGAGUUGUCUAGCAUAUUUUUGGAGUUUUUGGAUUUCUUUGGAGAUGCACAGUCGAUCAAGAAGGCCGAAAAUCGGCAUGCUAAGCUAUUUUUGCACCAGAAGAGCACAUCGGAGUCCAGAAAACGGCAUGCUGAAGAUUUUCUGGCUUCAGACAGGGCAAAACAAGCAAAGUCUUAUGCAGGCAUUCCAACUCAAUCGGUGAUGGGCGCCUACCCAAAUGCGCAGAACCAGUGGGGUGCAGCUUAUGGACAACCUCAAGCUUGGCCACAGGCUCCCCAAACACAGGGACAACAGUGGAAUCCUGGCUAUGCUCAACAGGCUGGGUACAGUGGAUAUGCUGGUUACAGCAGCUACCCGCAGGUGCCAACAUCUGCUCCACAAGCUGCUGCUUAUGGUGCUUAUCCUCAAGCGUAUCCUCCCGUACAGCAGGCCUUCCCACAGCCGGCCCAGGCUUUUGCACCAGCACAGCAACAGACUGCAGUCACCCAACAGAAUUACUAUGGCAGUUACUAUUGAGCCUCCCACGAUUACCAUUACCAAUUUUGCUUAACUGUAAACUAGGUUUUCUUCUUCACAGCGGCUAGUGCUAUUUUGGACUUCCAGUGUAGUUUAAGCUGAGGUGAAGUGCUUUUGAGUUGUACUGAAUUGAGAGAGAGAGAGAGAGAGAGAGAGAGAGAGAGAGAGAGAGAGAGACUCAAUUGUGUUUUCUGGAAUAGAAUUUGUAUUUUAAGGCUCUCUUUUAAGGAAACAUGCAUUACGUGUGAA
Magnolia sinica is the source of this 2846-nucleotide messenger RNA. Its product is annotated as pre-mRNA-processing factor 39-1-like. The transcript is spliced from 13 exons. Gene Ontology annotation, cellular component: U2-type prespliceosome; commitment complex; U1 snRNP. The coding region runs from base 87 to 2597 and encodes 836 amino acids. NCBI's taxonomy places the organism in Eukaryota, Viridiplantae, Streptophyta, Magnoliopsida, Magnoliales, Magnoliaceae. Gene Ontology annotation, molecular function: protein binding. Gene Ontology annotation, biological process: RNA processing; mRNA 5'-splice site recognition. The record is from RefSeq and is a predicted model, not a curated record.